Ambispora gerdemannii is the source of this 1521-nucleotide messenger RNA. The record is from the annotation of a GenBank genome assembly. NCBI's taxonomy places the organism in Eukaryota, Fungi, Glomeromycota, Glomeromycetes, Archaeosporales, Ambisporaceae.
AUGUCUUCACCUACAGACUCUACUCAAAUCAGAACUUAUCUUGAUAAAAAGCUGCAGAACAGAAAAACUGCAACAUGGCUUUGGUCUUCUGCAAUAGAAAAAAUAAAACAAAAUAGACCAGCUUCAAAUGAGGCUUAUGAGAAAUUCGUUAAUUUCUGGAAGACCGUAUUAAUUGAAACAACGGAACAAGGGUGGCUAGGUUCUGACGUGUUAUGUUUUGAGUUCAACGAGAAAAUAAACAAACAGUUCAGUUAUGACCUUGACAAUAAUGCAAUAUUAAGUCCACCCACAAUGACGGCACUUAAUUUGGUCAUACAAGAACUUUGUGAGCGAAAUGAAUUAAUACGCGUCGAUAGGUUUAAAGCUUUAUAUACGCAAUCCUGGGCUAGUUGGAUCGUUUCAAGUAUAAUUCUUGGGCCAAUUUGGUGGAGCUAUGAACGCGUCAUUACGGGGGUAAAAAGUGAACCUGGUCCAGGAAAAUACGUUGUGAUGUCGACUCUUGCGGAAGCUGCCGAGCGCAUCUCUAAACAUCACGCUAAAAUUGCUAUCCAUGGCAUUACCGAUAAUUUAUACACUCUGUCUUCGUUCAAAGAACAAUAUGGUGAAGCAGCGAUGCCCGGUAUAACAUUUUCAGAUACAGAUUGGGAUAUUUUACUGACUUUCUUGGAGUAUGAUCGGCAAAUGUUGAUAGCCAGGGCGUGGGAUAAAGAGGGUUUAGGACAUAAAAAUGAAGUUGCGAUUAAAUUUCGCGCAACUGAUGAUUUGACGCGUAACAAGCUGGAAAUAAGUGCUACUUUAGAGCAUGGCGUCUUAAAUAUAAAAGCAACUUCAGAAGCACUUCAUAAGCAAAUUCAAAAUCUGGAAAAUCGAGUUGAAGUACUUGGGGAGAGAGUGAAUAAUUAUCUUAGACGUCAACAAAAAACAUCUGCCAAAUUAGCACUAAAACAAAAGAAGGAGAUCGAAAAGAUCCUUGAUAAAAGAAUCGAUUCAUUACAUACACUUGAGAGUAUUCUUAUGAAAAUGCAAGAAUCAGUAACACAACGAGAGAUAAUGAAAGCAUUUGAUGUAGGGGCGACUACUCUUCAAAAUGUACUAAGUAGAUCGGGUGUAACUUUUGAUUCUGUGCAAGACACAAUGGACAAACUCGAAGACGUAUUAAUGGCACAAAAUGAAAUUGAUGAGGCAUUGACUACUGCAAACAAGACCAUCUUAACUUCAACGAGCGAAGAUGACGAUGAACUGGAGAGAGAAUUGGCGAACUUGCAAAGAUUGGAGAACAUCAAGGAAAUUCCAAAAGCACGAAAAGAACAAAAAGACGUAGAACUUUUGGAAAUAGAACAAAAGAUUUCACAAUUGAACAUGCUUCCUGCUCCCUCAAAGAAUAUUCCCACCAAUACUGAGGAAACUGAAGGAACUCCUCCAAUCAUAACUAAGGAAACAAUUAAAGAAAAUGGUCCAAACAAAGUGAAAGAUCAACAAGAACCAGAAGACAAAGAUGCUAUGUUUUGGCCUGCCUACUGA